AUGGAGAUGGAGAUGGCGACGGCGAUGGGUGCGACGGCGAUUGCUGACGUUAGUCUAUGGAGUUUCGGUUGGGAUUUUGCCCUAGAACUCAAUUAUCUUCGUUCCAACUUCGAUUCUACUACUUUAUCCUUCUAUUCUCUGUAUUUUGGGUAUGUUUGGGUCGCUGGACAGCAGCUUAUAGCCGCUGUCCUGCAUCAAGAGAGCUCGAAAAUUCAAAGUUGGAGAUCAAUUAUGGGAAGAGUAGUUUUAGCCAGGCAGGAAGAUGAUACUAUCAUGAAGAUCAUUAGUGCUGAUAAGGGUGUGAUAGUUUCUGUAUUACUAAUAGGUGCCACUUCCAAUGAACUAGAGGCUGAGAAUGCCAAGUUUUCAUCUCAACUUGCAAACUGUCGCUGUCAUGAGAAAGAGGACGAGCGUUCUGCUGUAAGUUGUGAUAGUUCACUGGAGACAAGCAGGAAAUCAAACUCUGGAAGUAAGAAGAUCACCAAGGAGAUAGUAAAAGGGAAAGUGCCAGGUUAUGACACAAGGAUCAUGAAUCACCACUGCAAGAGAUAUGUUGCUCUGAAAGUCAUGUAUUUUGGGCAGAGGUUUUAUGGUUUUGCUGCAGAGGCACAAAUGGAUCCAACUAUUGAGUCUGAAAAUUUUAAAGCUCUUGAAAAGACAAGGCUUUUAGUUGGUGACAAGAAGGAAUCACAUUACUCCAGAUGUGGUAGGACAGACAAGGGAGUAUCUGCUGUUGGGCAAGUGAUCGCUCUCUAUUUACGAUCAAACCUCAAGGAAACAUGUGAGAACAAUGAAGGUUCGAGAAAAAUGGUUUUCAAAGAGCAAUAUGAAGGCGAAAUCGAUUAUGUGAGGGUGUUGAAUCGAGCCCUUCCGGAUGAUAUUCGAGUUUUUGGCUGGUGUCCUGUUCCAUUGGGUUUCAAUGCGAGGUUUAGCUGUUUGGGCAGGGAGUAUUAUUAUUUAUUUUGGGGAGAAAAUCUGAAUCUCCUGGCUAUGGAGAGUGCUGGUAGGAAAUUUAUUGGCGAGCAUGACUUCAGAAACUUCUGUAAAAUGGAUGCACUAAAUGUACACAACUAUAGGCGGAAAGUCACUUCAUUUUCAAUCUCUCCUUGUGAUGUGAGGUGUGAUGAGAACCAGCUUUGGGCUAUCAAAAUUAAAGGUAGUGCUUUCCUCUGGCACCAAGUCCGAUGCAUGGUUGCUGUACUAUUCUUGAUCGGCCAAGGUCAUGAAUCUCCUGAUGUGAUAGAUGCGUUAUUGGACACUGACAGAAUCCCCAGAAAACCUCAAUACAGCAUGGCCCCGGAAAUCCCAUUGGUUCUUCAGUCUUGUGAAUUUGAGGGUCUCAACUUCACUUGUUCGUCAGAUUCUAUGCAAGCUUUGCGUGUACACUUGGCAAAUGAAUGUCAAAAUUAUCAUCUCAAAGCAGCAAUCUUCCACGAGGCUCUGCAGAGCUGUUUGCCAAUAGAAAAAGAUCAGAGAUCCUUGGAUAAUGGAACAGUCAAGAAAAAAUCUUCCCAUGUCCCUCUCAUGUCACGGCCAACUGAGCAGAUCGCUAGUCAGAUCCCAUAUGCCAGCAGACACCUUGUCUUCUGUUUUGUACUCUUUCAUCUAUACUAA
Messenger RNA from Prunus armeniaca (apricot), 1614 nucleotides. The record is from the annotation of a GenBank genome assembly. NCBI's taxonomy places the organism in Eukaryota, Viridiplantae, Streptophyta, Magnoliopsida, Rosales, Rosaceae.